This is a messenger RNA of Conger conger (European conger), 2693 nucleotides long. RefSeq names its product calcyphosine 2 (gene caps2). Gene Ontology annotation, molecular function: calcium ion binding. Lineage: Eukaryota; Metazoa; Chordata; Actinopteri; Anguilliformes; Congridae. The transcript is spliced from 16 exons. The coding region runs from base 156 to 1979 and encodes 607 amino acids. The record is from RefSeq and is a predicted model, not a curated record.
CCUGUGCAGAACACCUGUGCUUCCAACCCGGCUUUGAGGGGGCUAAGUUUAUGAGAACUACAUGGACCCACAUUUGAUUUGAAUUUAAGAUUACAAUUACAACCUGGCACACACUGUUGGCUAUUUUAGUAUUGUGUAUAUCAUUUGUAUUGAAUAUGGAAGUAAUCAUAUUCCCUUUUUACAGAGUGCCUCCGUUAAAUCUCGGUAAACUUGGCGAUUGGGAGGAUGAGGAUGCCUGGUAUGUUCCGGCAAGUGAGAGACCUCCUCGUAUCGCUACCCCAGACUCCUCUUCCACGUUCAGCUGGGGACGUCCGAUGUCUGCACGCGCUUGCCAGACCACAAUGAAACCCUGCAAGAAAACAGCCAUUGGCAAAAAGCCCCCUCCAUGGGAAGAGGAGAAGGUGAUCUCGGAGGACCUGCCCCCUCCCUCAGAGAGACACAGGAGGCAGUACCAGCAGUAUCAGGCUGAGAUGAAGGACAGCUUCAGACUGCACAGCCAGAGAGGGCAGCAGCCCAGCCACCAAGCCCAGCAACCCAGCCACCAACCCAGCCACCAAGCCCAGCAACCCAGCCACCAACCCCAUCAACCCAGCCACCAAGCCCAGCAACCCAGCCACCAACCCCAUCAACCCAGCCAGCAACCCAGCCACCAAGCCCAGCGACCCAGCCACCAAGCCCAGCAGCCGGUGGUCUGUGAGGAGGAUCUGACCCCCCAGGACGAGAGAGCCAUGCUGCAACAGUGUUACACCAGCAAGCCCUACACCCCCCAGCACAGCCAGAGGAAACUGGAGGCAGAGGACCUUGCUAUUCUUAGAAGGAAGCAAGCAGUGGUGGAGCAAGUUAUGGUGGACCAACUGUCCAGGGCGGUCAUAAGCGACCCGGAUCAGAACCUGACCCGGUCUGAACAGACCUCGCCUGCUGAAACUAGCUCUACGCCUCUGCGCUUCAGGAGAAGAACUUUACACGAGACACAGGUGAAAACCAGGUCAGCUUUAACUGAGAAUUUAUUGUCAAACAAGCUGCGCUUUGAUGCCAGAAUCUUAUCAAGGAACGGGCGUGACGCUAGCAGGGAGCUCAUCGGGUUUUUCUUCGCGUACGAUAAAACGCUGACCAUUUACGAAUACCGCCAGUUCGGCAGAAACAGGACCAACGCCCUCCCCUUCAUUCCCAAGGGCUGCUACAAACACGAGAGCGGGAGAAGGAAGGGUAUGCAGUUCAGCAUUCACGACUUCUACGUGGGGGCGACAUUGUCGUUUUCCUCGCAUGGGAAAAGCCUCCCUGAGAACAUGAAGCAGAGGCCUUUGCUGCUGCUGCGGAUCACUGAUGUGGACGAGCUGGUGAAGGACAUGCUUCUGGCCUCUACAGGAGACCGGAAACAGGGUCUGUUCAGAGAGGAGCUGGAGGACAGGACCAUCCUGAUGGCAAUUCAAGGAGCUCUGCGGGACACUUUGAAGAAGAGGGCGGUUCGCACGCUGACAGGGCUGGGCAGGCUGCUGCGGGGGGCGGAUACUUCCGGAGACGGAGUCCUGGAUAAGCAGGAGAUCCGCAGGGCCUUGGAGGACUUCCACCUCGCCCUGCCGGAUAAGGACUUGGAUGCUGUGUGGCGUAUACUGGAUCAAAAUGGCGACGGCCAGGUGGAUUAUGGGGAAUUCAUUCGGGGAGUGAUCGGAGAAAUGAAUGAGUCCCGCAAGUCUUUCGUCAGAAAGGCAUACAUGAAGCUGGACCCAAAUAAAACUGGCAGUGUCCCCAUGACUGACGUCGAAAAAUUCUACUGUGCCAAGGGUCACCCGACGGUCAUAUCAGGAGUGUCCACGGAGGAGGAGCUGAAGAUGGGGUUCGUGCAGUCGCUGCGGGAGGCCUGUCGGGACCGCAGGGAGGUGUCGUACUGCGAGUUUGAGGACUACUACGAGGGCCUGAGCAUCGGCAUUCCCUGCGAUCAGGACUUCGCCAACGUCCUGAAGAACUCCUGGGGAAUAUAAGCGUGCCCGCGUGUACUCAGCGAUGCAAAAAUGUGGAUUCGCAAAUACGCAAUGAGCUACAAGCCAGCUGACGAAAGGAGGGUCCGACAGGUGCUCUACAACCAGGACAGAUUGAUUUACGCAAGACUCCUUACCCAGACAACUUUGCAGGGGCUAGCUCGAAAUAAGAGACAGUGGACCUCACGAGAAAUGCACUCCGUUUAAUGCGUGACCGACGUUUCAACAUCAAACGACAUUUUCACGAAAAACAGAGAAAAAAAAAAUAUGGAUUCCUUUUUUUCUUAGCUGAGUGACGCACUAAGUUUCAAAUGCCUUGUGUGUUUACAAACCAGAGUAUUGUAUUUUUGAAUAUGCUGUUCACCUGGUUUCAGGGAGUACGUUAUGAAGUGGACAGAUAUCAACCGAAAGCAGAUGGUUAAACUUCUUCAGUAAUUAUUGAUCUAUUGUUUCUUGUGAUGAAAGAAAGAAAUGUUUGUGUGGAGGAAAAAGCCUGAAGUUGGUAUUUAGAUUAAAGGCCAGCAGAUGGCACCGAAGUUGGAGUGAGUAAAUAGAAAAUAUUAACAUGGCAGCACUGUAAACAAACAAUAAACAAAAACAAUAAUGUUUGAUAUUUAUUUUAUUUGUAUUGGGCAAAGUGCAUUCACAGGUAAUAUAUGCAAAGAUAAGAAUACCAAAUGUGAUGUUUAUUCUACUAGGUUGUUUUCUAUUAUUGUU